Messenger RNA from Glycine soja, 1089 nucleotides. Its product is annotated as protein SREK1IP1-like. NCBI's taxonomy places the organism in Eukaryota, Viridiplantae, Streptophyta, Magnoliopsida, Fabales, Fabaceae. Bases 90 to 641 code for a protein of 183 amino acids. The transcript has 6 exons. The record is from RefSeq and is a predicted model, not a curated record.
UCUAACGUAGGUAAAAGAGAGAAAGAAAUAAAAAAUUGGCGUGAGUCGGGCCAAGCAAGCUAAGGCAAACCCUCGUUGGCAAGUUUGUGAUGGCGGCCUCUUCUUCCUCUCUCUCUGCCUCCGACGACUCUUCUUCUCGCCGUCGCAGGCGCCACCACCGCCAUCGCCGAGGCCGCGAUAAGGACUCUCUCAAGAUUCGAAAGAAGAGCAAGUCCCAAUCCCAAUCCCGCGGAAAACGACGCCGUAGGCAUUACCACCACUCUUCCGAUUCCUAUUCUUCAUCCUCCCUCUCUGAUUACUCCAGAAGUGAAAGUUCUUCUGAUAGUGAACAUGAAACAUCUCACCGUUCAAAGAGGCACAAAAAGAGUGACAGGCCAAAGAAGAAUAAGGAAAAAGAUCAAAGUAAAAGCCACCGUCAUAAGUGGCAGAAGCAUAAAGUAAAAGAGAAACAGCAUGAUGAGAGGAGCAGCAGCCCUGUGCAGCUUUCCAAGUUUUUAGGGCGUGACAAAGAUGAUGGUGUCCGUCGCAGUGCUGUAUCUGGCAAGAAGAUUCUUCUGAAACUUGAGAAAACAAAGGAAGAUAAGGUAGCUGAAAGCAAGAGAAAUGAACUGCUGAACUUUUUAAAUGCUAGUUUUGAUUAGAUUUGAUAGGGUACAACAAAAUCUGCAAAGAACCAAAUUUACUUACGUGGGUGCAUAAAUUAUUUUUCCAUUAUAAGAACCGGGCAGCCUGCCAUUUCCUUGCGGAAGAGGAGGGGGAUACCAUAAUAUUAUGCGUACCAUUGAAAGACAUGUGUGGUUCUCAAUCAGUGGAUUUCUCUUUUACGGAAUAUGUUAUGAGCUUUUGUAGAAUGAGGAGUUUUUGACCCAACAGAUUCCAUACAUGGUAUUUUGAGAUUGGGCAAUCAUUGUGUUAUGUGCCAAGACUUUUUUUUUUUUCUUGUGUUUAUUUGGGCACAUGUGACUGAAUUAUUAAAAAUUUGUUCCCUUCUUGGUUUCCCCUCCGAUGAUUGUUCUUAAAAUAGGUUUGGAUUGAAUUGAGUCAACGUAAAGAUCUUAGGUUCAAUUCUUGUUCAUUGCCCGUUAUUGA